GAGAGAGUCAGUGUGUAGUGCGGGAGUGAGCGGUGAGGACGCAGGUAGCUGGAGGGAGCCAGGUAGAAAGAGAGACUGAGAGGGAGAGAGAGAUCCUCACCACCACCACCACCACCACCUGCGCCGGGAGCCAACUUUCCCUCUUGUACAGUAGAGAGUAAAAGAUGCGGUGGGGCGCGCGGCUCCGACCCGCGGGGGUCCUCGUGCUGCUGCUGGCGGCGACAACCACGACACUUGCUGCCCCCGACGACACCUCUAGAGCGGCGGACGUGGGGGAAGAUGCAGGUGUGAAAGAAGACAGCCAACAUCACAGGGCGCGGCGGCAGCUCCUGGACGGCUUCAGACCUACAGUGGAUGGCCUCCUAGCUAUGGAAAGCCUCGACGAGAUGCUUCGUUCAACAAUUCCUGACGUGGACCGCUUCAACUGUGUCGAGCGACUCAUGUGCUCCCUUGCCGCGGGGCAGCAGACGCCAGCAGAGCCAGAGACGCCUGUUGGGCAGUUUCCUGGUUUCGACCCGACCUUCCAGCAGGGGCCCAUCCUGGACCCCUCCACCAUUCAGCAGAGCUUCUCAGGCCUCGCCCAGAACCCAGGUCUCCAGCAGAGCUUCUUAGGCCUCGCCCAGAACCCAGGUCUCCAGCAGAGCUUUCAGGGCCUCAUCCAGAACCCAGGCUUCCAGCAGGGCUUACAAGGAUUCGUACAAAACCCAUCCCUGCAACAAGGUAUCCAAGGACUGCAGCAGGCCUUCCCUUCGUUCCAGAGUCCGACUUUCCAGCCUCAGCCUAUACCGGGCCUGCAAGGAGCCACGUCACCCUUCCUUGGGGGUACCAACUUCCAGAACUCCUUCGCCUCGUUCCGAGAAAAUCCAGACAUCUCCGCCCGCACCGCAGUCAGCGAGACCAGCAAGGCAUCGAACACACCAAAUGUAGCACCACCCAGAACAGACACAGGGCCUCCCAGGUCGCUCAGCGUGCCGCCCCCGCCAGGGGCCCCCAAUGCUGUGCGGCGACGGUGGCCUCAGGUGAGGAGGCGGCCUCAGCGAAGAGGCUUCUUUGACACACUCAGGAGACUUGGCCGCAGGAAGAAGCGCGACGUUUUCGAUGACCUGCUCUCCGGACUGACCUCCACCAGGUUCCUGGGGUUGCUGGACCAGAUGAUGACUCGCUACUCCUUCUACCCGUACACCCACGCCGCCUACAUGGGCCUCAGCGGCUCCCCCCAAAGCUGCGAGACCCUCUACCCGUCGUGCCCCUCCACCGCCGAGGAGAUGAUCGACCUCUUCAACAACAUCCACAGGUAUUACCCUGAUGGUAUCCCCUUCAAGGAUAACCUACCGUGGCCCUUCAAUGUGCUGCUUCCCUAAACACUGCCCGCUGCUGCAGGACCUGCCGUUGUUGACGCGCCGCCAGACUGUCGCUGUUGUUGCCAAAUGACAUGAGUCUUUCGUGGCGGGAGGAUUGUUGUCACCGUCUCUCUCUCUCUCUCUCUCUCUCAAGGAAAAGUGAGUUACAGGUCGGGUUGGGCAGUUCAUCAUGCAAAUUGGCUGUAGCCUUCAGUUUAUUAAUUUCGUGGACUGAUAAGGUUGCUUUAUCACGGAUGUACGAUUACUCAAGUACAGUUUCGUUUUUGGUUGGCAAUAAUGAAAGUCAUUCAUCCGCUGUCAAUCGGCGGAUAUGUAACAUUACAUACUUCUACAUUUCAAUUAACCAGAUUUAGUAGGUGUAGUUAAUGCCUAAUACUAGAAGAAACAAAUGGACACCACAUAGCACUUUCCACAGAGUUAUAUACCAUAUAUAACUCAGUGGCACUUUCUUAACAUCCAAGUACCUUAUUGGCAGCAACCCAUGUAUUAAAGUUAACCUCUUACUCCUUGCUGCAACAACCACUCAAGAAGAGAGAGAGAGAGAGAGAGAGAGAGAGAGAAUGCUGGUCCACACAGUAAACUGAAGAGUUAAAAAGCACGAUUCUUUGGUGUCUCAUUCUUCUUGUCAGGUUCACAUAAUAGCAUGGACAGCAAAGUAACAUAACCAUGUAGUACUUGUGUAGCUAUUAAUGAAAUAGGAACAUGACUUGAAAAUUAGCAUAUAUUCCAAGGACUUAAAUACCAGCAUAUCGAUCCCUCCUUCAUCCUCCCACCUGUGAUAGAUGAUAUUCGUCUUUGUGUAACUAUAACUUCUUGUAUUAUACUGUAGGCUACAUAUAAAAAGGAUUUAGAUACCUCAGUGACAGGCAACAAACUUAUUUUUUUGUAGCUUGGAAUCCAUGCAUGUAGGCUACGCGUUUUGAUAAGAUGACAAAAGCUAUACUUUCCCCCAGAAACACAAAAUGCUCACUGUGAAUGCUUCGAUCCUCUGCACUCACUGCCUCCAUACAACUGUCCUCCCUUGUGUGAAGUCUCAAGAACUCUUUCACUUAUGCUUGUUGUGAUUCUCACCUUACUGUUAUGCACUAUUUAUUGAAUCACACCUGCACCUCUCAAGGUAAAAGUGUUGCACUUGAAUUCACGUUGGCAAAAGUUUCCAAAUCUCAGCUCCCUCUUUCAGAAAGUACCUAUGACAAGGUGGUGAUUCAAUGUUGCAACAUUUCAGCAAUAGCUACCUCCCUCCCUCCUGACAUCGAGUCCCACUGCUGAAAUGAAACUGAAGGCAGUCACCGAUGGGUAGGCCUAACAGGCAGCCUCCCAUUGAUAACGAAAAAGUUUGAUCAUUUUAAUUGUGUACUUCAUGAACAGUACAUUUUCAAUCUCCAUAACACCAAUCCACCACCAUGUCUUUACUUAUUUGACAAACUUUUACA
Eriocheir sinensis (Chinese mitten crab) is the source of this 2794-nucleotide messenger RNA. RefSeq lists its product as uncharacterized. The transcript is spliced from 7 exons. The record is from RefSeq and is a predicted model, not a curated record. Lineage: Eukaryota; Metazoa; Arthropoda; Malacostraca; Decapoda; Varunidae. The coding region runs from base 165 to 1361 and encodes 398 amino acids.